This is a messenger RNA of Lecanosticta acicola, 2232 nucleotides long. Lineage: Eukaryota; Fungi; Ascomycota; Dothideomycetes; Mycosphaerellales; Mycosphaerellaceae. The record is from the annotation of a GenBank genome assembly.
AUGCAGCAUCCCAAGAUCCUCUUCAUCGACGCAUACGACUCCUUCUCAAACUCCAUCAUCGCCCUCCUCAGAGCACAGCUACCUGUCAUAGUAGAGAGCGUCAGGAUAGACGAUCAACGCUUCGUCCUCAACGACGAAGCCUUCUACUCCUACCUUGAUGGAUUCCACGCUGUCGUCGCAGGUCCUGGACCUGGACAUCCUGCCAAGUCAGAAGACGUCGGAUUGAUUGGUAAAAUAUGGAGAGUACCUCAAGAAAACACCAUUCCCGUGCUGGGAAUAUGUCUCGGCUUUCAGAGUCUGUGCCACGCUUUCGGUGGCAAAGUUGCCAGACUUCGUGAGCCGCGACAUGGCAUUAUGGCUAUAGUAGAACAUGACGAAGAAGACGUAUUCGCUGGAGCAAGGAAAAUCGUUGCGACUCAGUAUCAUUCUCUGCAUAUCCGACUGGACGAAGCUGAUUUCGCAAGCUGGACCUCUGAUCAAUAUUGGACUCCUUCUCUCACGUGUCCAGACCUGAAGCCUUUAGCAUGGGACCUCAUGAAUGUGGCAAAUGGGCCAAUUCUGAUGGCGGCUCGCCAUUGUGAGAAGCCGUUCUGGGGCGUGCAAUAUCAUCCGGAGUCCAUCUGUACCAACAAGGAGGGCCAGAAACUUGUCGGAAAGUGGUGGGAAGAAGCUUGUGCUUGGAGGGCGUUGCAUCGCAAGACCGUAUCUCAACCUGUGGUAGAUGAGAAUAAAGCCCUCCCCAAAGCUGAGGGUUGGAAAGCCGCCGAGAGACUUGCUAGUCUGCCGGGCCGAAAGGUCGCAUGGAAAAUCAUCGAGACCAAGGCAACCAGGUUGGACGUGGCAGAUGUCGUGGAUUUGCUGCGUAAGGAGUUGAUAUGCGAGGAACCACUGCUCUUGGAGUCUGGGACGCGCAGCAAUGGCAAGCCCGUCAAUCCGGAGACAGGUCGCUUCAGCAUCAUUGGGCUGCCUGACUCUUCGUCGAUGCAUAUCCGCUAUUCCACCUGCAAUCAUACUCUGGAUGUUAUCCAUGACGGCGAGAUCGCUCUUCGAAGGCCGCUGAACGUGCAUGAAGCCUUUACUCAUAUCGACGAGCACAUGCGAAGUCAGACCGCCGUCAAUGGUCCCAACGGCUCUCCCUUCUGGGGCGGCCUGAUUGGUUUCAUCUCGUAUGAAGCUGGUCUUGAGACGAUCGAUGUGCCGCCGUCCGCUGCAAAGUCCGAGCGACCAGACAUCUGGUUUGUUUUUGUGGAGAGGAGCGUCGUAGUGGAUCAUGUCGCGGGCACGGUCUAUGUCCAGUCUGUGCGUAUGGACGAUGAUGAGUGGAUGAAGAAAGUUGUGAGUCUGUUGCGGCGCCCAAUACCCUCCUCUGGCGAUGGCGCGAAGAUCACAGCUAGUCUGCUCGAUGGCCCGGAGAAGGACGAGUAUUGCCAGAAGGUCCGUGAUUGCCAAUCUCAACUGCGAGCCGGCGAAUCGUAUGAGCUGUGCUUAACCGACCAGUCCACAAUCCAAGUUCCUGCCGACGGAUGGUCUUUAUACCGCCAACUGCGAAGUCGCAACCCAGCUCCCUUUGGCGCCUAUCUCCGCCUUCAGUCCAAAAUUGGUCCUGGUGUCUCUGUCGCUGGCAGCAGUCCCGAGCGCUUCCUCUCCUGGUCGCGAGCAGGUAAAUGCCAAUUCCGGCCGAUCAAAGGCACUGUCAAAAAGGCUCCUGGUGUUACACGCGCUAAAGCCGAGGAGAUACUGGGAUCCGCCAAAGAGCGCGCGGAGAAUCUGAUGAUUGUGGAUCUGAUCCGACACGAUCUGGCCGGUGUUCUCGGUGGCAAUGCUGUUCGCGUGCCGAAGUUGAUGUCCAUUGAGGAGUACGAGACCGUCUUCCAGCUUGUUUCUGUUGUCGAAGGGGAUCUUGAUGAGAACACGUCGGGCUCUGCUGCUCUCGCUGCGUCUUUGCCUCCUGGCUCGAUGACCGGCGCGCCGAAGAAGCGAUCUUGUGAGUUGUUGAAGGAGAUCGAAGGCGGCAAGCCUCGAGGCCUGUACAGCGGUGUGAUUGGGUUCUUCGACGUGCGCGGAGGCGGUGACUUCUCGGUGGUGAUCAGGACGGCUUUCAGGUGGGACGAUGAGGACGAGGGCGAAUGGAAGAUUGGUGCUGGAGGUGCGAUCACGGCCCUGUCGGAGGCGGAGGCGGAGUGGGAGGAGAUGGUGACGAAGAGGGAGAGUGUGCUCAACGCCUUAUUGUAG